AUGUCGCCAUCAAACCACAAGAGCUCGUAAGCACCUUUAAAUAAAUAUACGAAAAUAAGUCAUUUGUUCUUUAAUUCCCCCAGUGGUUCUAAAACAGCUUUUACUUUCCAUUCUUUCCCUUUUUCCUGUCUGUAGAGCUGAACGUAAGACAAAAGGUAAGAGCACUUUGUAUUGGUUUGGUAAACAUAUUCAUUUUUGACGGAUUUUUCUCUUUUCGUAUUGCAAUUUUAAUAUCUCCCCCCCCCGGUUUUGGAAACUUUUAGCACUGUAUUGUUCCUGGAAAGGUCAGCUCUUCAUUCAGCAACAGCGACUGUGUGACAUUGUUCUUCGUUCACCAUUUAGCGGCUCCAUCCCAGCAGAGUUGUAAGUGCGAUGAUUCAUUUCUCUUUGCUCUGAUGUCUCUAGAGGAAUAGCAGGGAAAAGCAGGUGCAUUCUUUAAAAAAAAAUGUAAUAUUUAUAUACCACUUCCCUGGCCGUAAAGUUGAGUAGAAAGCAGUUUAUAACAAUUACAGAGUGUAUUUUUUUAAAAAAAAAAACACUGGAUGGCUUUUCCAGUUUCAAAACCAAAACAUAGUAGCAUCUGUGCUCGAUAAAAAUUACCCAAAUAUACUUUUUUACAUGGUGGGUGUUCUAACUUCUCUCUUUUGUGUGUGUGAGACAGUCAGAAGGCUUCUGAUUUUUGGAAGCAGAUCAUACUCUAUAAAGGAAGCGGUAGGUUGCACACUGAGGCUUUUUCAAUGGCUUUUGUUGUCUAAUGUGAUUCACAGAAUCACAAAAUAGUAGAGUUGGAAGGGACCCCAUGGGUCAUCUAGUCCAACCCCCUGCAAUGCAGGGAUCCCAGCUAGAGCAUCCCUGAUGGAUGGCCACCCAACCUCUGCUUAAAAACCUCCAAAGAAGGAGAGUCCACCACCUCCUGAGGUCAUCUGAUCCACAGUCAAACAGCUUUUACUGUCCUACAGUAUUAUUAUUAUUAUUAUUAUUAUUAUUAACUUUUAUGUACCAUCCUACAGUAGCUUUCUGCUUCCCCAGGUGGAAAGUGUCCAGUAGUUCGAUCAUAAAUAAUUAAGAAUUAAAAUCAUGCACCCCACCACCGAGACUGUUCCAUUGUAACUAUCCAACCUGCCAAUAUCUCAGCACCUCUUGCGAUGCUUUCCGUUUUAACAGUACAAAUUCUACAAACACCCUCUGUAUCUCCUCAACAUCAUUUCUCCUGCAUAUUCCCCGUCUUACCUUAAUGGCACAUGUUAGUUUAUCAUUGAUAGCUAUAUCCCACACCUCUUUAUACCAUUCUUCCAUUUUAUUUGUGCAGCUGUCAGUAAAUUUGUGAACAAGUCCUUCAUAGCCUGUGAACCUUCCACCCCAUCGUAAAUUGAUAAUAAUGCUACCUCUGGACUUUUGGUCAGCUACAACCCAGUGAUUUCUAUCCCUUGUGCCCCCAAAAUUGUACAUAUUUACACCCACACCACAUGUGAACAUAAUUCCAUUUCCUGGCAUCCCCUCCGACAUAACACCGGAUAUUCCUUGUUUAUUUGAUUUAAUCUGACUGGUGUUAAAUACCAUCUCCAAACUAAUUUAUAAUAAUUUUAUUUUAUUCUUAUAGACAACAUUUUCAGCGGAUGAUUCUCCAAUAUUUUCCUCCAGCUUUGACUAUCUAUCUGCCCUGUUGUCUUCUUUUCCUUCCCACACCUCUUUUAAUUUGAUCAAUCUUCAUAGAAUCAUAGAACUGUAGAGUUGGAAGGGGUCAUCUCCAAACUUCUGCAAUGCACCAGUCAUCCCAAACUGCUGCCCUCUAGCUCUAGCUGGUCAGCAAUCUUCCACCCUCCGCCUUUAUGCAGCCCAGGCAACUGGGCCACCGCGCAUUUUGGGUUUUUGCUCGAUGGCUCUCCAAAACAUGGGCAACUCCAAAACACCUGGUUAGGACGGAACGGUAGAAAUGCGCCCAUAGAUUGUAAGGAAGUAAAGCAGGAGUUGGGAAAACAGGACAUUCUCAGCAACUUGAAAUCCGUACUAGUAAUCGCAUUUAACAGCAGCAACAAUAGUAUGGAGGCAUAAAUGGAAAAAUCCACGAGGGAGUGGUUCCUGGCAUGUCUAGAGACAGCAGGAAACUGACAGAUUUAAUUAUUUAGUUUGGGGGAGAAAUGGAAACCUUCAGAACGAUAGGUUUGUAGAGAGAUGGGCUUGCAGUAUCGAUUUCUAGAAUGCAAAUUGCAGAAAGGUCAGCCUUGGAGAACAUUUUCCAAGUAACGGUUUAUGUUGUUUGAUUUUUCUGGCUACUUCAGUAAAAUAAAAGGAACCGUGAAGCAGCACAGUAGCAUGCCAUAAAGCCAAAAGCCCAGUUUCACAAACAGUCAAUGCAGUUUGAUACAAACUCCCAUGGUAACUCGGAAAUAAUUUAUCAGAAAUGAGUGCCAAGCACCAGCCUACUGCUAGUGGACACGAUCUGGUAGCACGUAUAGGAAGGACCUUAGUUUAGUGGUAGGGCAUCUGCUUGCAUACUGCAGGUCCAGCGUUCAAUUUCUGGCAGUUGUCUCCAAGGCAGGGCAGGGAGAGAUCCCUGGCUGAAAUGCUGGACAGCUGAUGCCAAUCAAUGUAGUAGAUGAUAUUGAACUAGUUCAGGAUUGGAUUAUUAUUGGAUUAUGGCAGCCCUGACAUUUGCGGUGCUAAUUCUAGCUCUCACUUUCAGUCCCAGGUUUAGUCCCAGAAAUAGGCAGUAUUUCUCAGUCGCAAAGGAAGAAUGGCUUCUGAAAAUGACGGACUAUAAGGAGCUGGCAAAGUUAACAGCAACAAUUAGAGUUCAAAAUGACGAAACAUUCUUUAAGGAUUGGAAACCUUUUGUAGAAUAUCUGAAGAACUAUUAUAAUUGCAUGGAAACAUGAGCAGGAUUCGAAAUAUGAGCAAGAGUAGAAAGACAUUAAGACUAAUAAUUUAGGGUGUAUAUUUGUUGUUGUUGUUUAGUCGUUUAGUCGUGUCCGCCUCUUCGUGACCCCCUGGACCAGAGCACGCCAGGCACUUCUGUCUUCCACUGCCUCCCGCAGUUUCGUCAAACUCAUGCUGGUAGCUUGGAGAACACUGUCCCACCAUCUCGUCCUCAGUCGUCCCCUUCUCCUUGGGCCCUCCAUCUUUCCCAACAUCAGGGUCUUUUACAGGGAGUCUUCUCUUCUCAUGAGGUGGCCAAGGUCUUGGAGCCUCAGCUUCAGGAUCUGUCCUUCCAGUGAGCACUCAGGGCUGAUUUCCUUAAGAAUGGAUAGGUCUGAUCUUCUUGCAGUCCAUGGGACUCUCAAGAGUCUCCUCCAGCACCAUAAUUCAAAAGCAUCCAUUCUUCGGCGAUCAGCCUUCUUUAUGGUCCAGCUCUCACUUCCAUACAUCACUACUGGGAAAACCAUAGCUUUUACUAUACGGACCAUUGUUGGCAAGGUGAUGUCUCUGCUUUUUAAGAUAUUACGGUAUAAUAAUUUAGGAUGUACAUAUGGAAUGUUAAAAGUUAAACUAUUCUGCAUUAAAGGGUAAACACAGAACAUCAUGGCGGGGGGAUGGGAAGACAGUGGAUAAAUUAAACAUAUUGUUGAUAGUAAAGUAUGUAGACUUUUGAAAACUAAAGAAACAAUUUUUUAAAAGAGACUGACAGGUUGUUGACCUGUCUUCAGUUAUGUUUUCCAAUGAGCCAAGUACUGUAUUUACGCAAACCUAAUGUGCCACCAAAUCUAAUGCGCCCCCUAAUUUUUGCGACGUAAUUUGGCCACCAAGGGUGCACAUUACAUUCGAUUAAAUACGGUAAUUCUUCUCUUACAACGCAGGGGUCUGAGUGCCCGUAGUAACAGAGGGCUUCAUUUGUGUUGCGAUGUCUUGGAUUGUCACUGGACAGGAAAGUUUCCAGGCAUUCCUUGAAUCUAUAACCCCCUUUCCCCCUUUUUCUUUUGCUAGGCCAGCCAGACUAGAGAUCAGGUAUGUUGUGGGCAUAUCUGAGCUGAGAAAAAAGUUGCCCGAAGCUGUAUUUGGGGAAAACAAUUACACAAAUCAUGAAGGUACCGUUUUAAAAUUAUGUAAGCUGUGCAAAGAAUUAUUUCCUUUUUUUAUUAAAAGUGGUUAGUAGUUUCCUUUCAGGGGUCAUGUUUGCUGUCUGUGUCAGAUGGUUAUUGCUUUCAAACUUCUUCUGGAACUUUCCUAAUUUUUCCAUAACUGAUUUCCCCCCCCCCAAUCCCUCAUUUUUUGAAUUACGGUAAAAUUGGAGGCAUGCUUUAUAUAGCCAAGGAAAGCUUACUUACCUAAUAAGGAUCUUGAACUGUUUUUAAAAUGAUCUGUGACGGUGAAAUUGGAUUGGGAUUUUUCAGUUUUUAAAAAUAAGUUUUAAGUUAAGCUAUCGUGAGUCCAGCUUUCUCCCUAUAGAAACGAAAGGGGAAGCGAAACUACCAAACAGCCAAUCUAGCAACCGUAUUUUAAGCAACCUCUCAAAAUAUGGUUGUGAAAGUAACUUAGAAUUUUGCCAGAAUCAGAUUGCAUUUUGUUACGGUUAUACUACUUGGAAGAAGAGUAUUGACACAGAUUUUUGUUCCUGGCUGCCUACCCCACCCUCAAACAUACACCUGUGUUUACAGAAAGGCAAGUCCAUACACAGUACUGCAAGGGGAGGGGGGGAGCAAUCUGUUGAACUCAAGGAGUACAUUUUACUGCAGAGGGUUAAUUCUGCUCCAAGUUGGCUUUAUCUUAACACCCGAGUUAGCACUCUGUUGUGCAAACAUGCAGCAUUGAUUUCUUAUUUGUUAGGUACUUUUGCAUUAGGCUAUCAGGGUUCAUUUAGUGUUGCCAAAAAAGAGAGACCGCCCCACAUUAUCUUGGACUGGACAGCUCUUGAAAUGGAUGUUUGUUUAUGUUACUUUCCAUAUCCCAAAAAGUCUGAGCCACUUACAAAUGCACAUAGCUUGCCCAACAUUUGAAAACAAUGCAGCAGGAAAUAAAAAAUUAAAAAAACACAAAUUUUUUAAAUCUAAAAAGUGCUCACCGAGUAAAAUUUUAUGAAAAGGGCAGAUCUUUCCCCACCCAGCUAAAAGGUGAAUGCCAUAAACAGGCCGUGGGUCAUAGCUACAGUAUGAAGAGAGUUAGCAACCAAAAAGCUUUGGCAAUCAGGAAUGUCUUAUCUUGGCAGCUGAAAGCUGACAGUGAUGAGGCCAAGCAGAUUUCCCUGGUGAAAACAUUCAACAAAUGGGGGAGUAGAGGACUGUCUGCUGUAAAGAAGGACACAUGUCCAUUAUUUACCAUGAGUCCAGUAUUUCACCUAGGAUUUUUACUUACUUUGAGUGGUGGUGGUUCUGUUUUGCUUUCUCUUUUGUUAUAAGCCUUGCAUUCCUCUACCACAUUUAAGUUUCACCCUUUUGUAAUGUUUUAGAACAAUUUUAAAAAGUUAGGAUAUGCAUAUAGGGUUAACAUAUUUUAAAGAGAUGCUCAAUGUGAAUUAUCAGGGUUUCGGCUGAGUGACCCAGUCUUCUCCCCCUUCUGCAUUACUGUUCAUUUGGUUUCUUUAUUUUGUCAUUGUUGUGGCUUUAUUUUAAUUGUGACAUUUGUAGAACCCACCCUGGGAUUCUCAGGCAAAGGGUUAGCAAUAAGUUCAAAUAAAUGAAUACAUAAAUUCUGGGACAGUUACUGCAUUCAGAAGUUAGGUACUGAAUAAUUUUAAAAACAAUUAAGAGUUUUUGCAAAAAUACUGAAAUAAAAAUGUGCUUGUUUUCUCUGCAGUCUGCCAUCAAGGCAUUUUGUUCCGAUUAUACGAAGUGGAAAUGUUAAAUCAAAAUGAACAAAAAGUGAAUCAGUUAACAGAGAGCUUGAAGGAGAAAGAUCUGGUAAGUACAUCAUGCUUUGGAGACCAGUUUUCUGUCCUGACUUUUGUGGAGUGAUUUCUGCCAGUCCUUACCUACUGAUCAUUCCUAGCAAAGUAAGAAUUUGCAUCCCUUCAUUUUGACAACCUUUGUGGCCUAGGACUUCACGGAGCCUCUUAAUAUUCUGAUGUAACAGCAGAGACAGUUUGCAUAGGGAGCGCCGCGGAGAAGGGAUUAACAAAUCAGAAAACUGGGGAUCUAUAAAUAGAAAAAGGGCAGUUUCCAAUAUUCUGUUGCAGCAGGACUCUAGGAAUUUGCUGAUUUAUCUAUUUGUAAAAGUAUUUUUGUACUGCCAGAUCAUUUUCUGUUCCUCGAAAACUUGCAUGGUGUCUCCUCUAUUCUCUGCCUCAGACCCCCACCCCACUUUGCCACCCCCAGUUUGCAUCUUCAGGUUUCAUUUUCCCUUAUCUGCCUUAUUCCUGGACUGAGCUUCCAAGCCAUUUUCAAACUGUAGUUUCUGAAGCUGGCUUGUUAAACAUUUUGUUCUAAGCCGCUCUCCCUGGUCUGGAUGACACAACAGGCUAUGGGUCAGUGGAAGUGAAACUGCACACUGCUAGAGUCCUUCUUCCAGCCAGUGGGAGGAGGGGAGAGCAUGUGAACCCCAAAGAUCCUUCCAGCUCCUGCAGGUCAUGCUAAACUAUGGUUUAGGGCAGGAGUCCCCAGCAUGUCAAACAUGGAUGCAGUGGGCCCUUGAGGUCUUUCCUGGGCCCCCACAAAGCCUCUGAACUCCCCAGCACCACAACACACGCACCUAUACACGGUGCCCCCCUGGGCACGAGAUAGCAAGGGUAGCAAUCUUUCUCUCUCUCUAGGGAGGAAGUUGAAUGCGUAGUGCUCUUUCCCACUUCCUCUUUCAGCUCUGGGCUUUUUAAAGCUCAGAUUAAUUCUCCCGGCUCGGACUUUUGCCCAGAUCCCCUGAAAAAAGCGACGUGCGUUUGUGUAUCUUUCUGCCUCAGGACGACUCUCUUUUCACCGGAGCACAGCUCAAAGUGAAAGUAAAAUGAAAGUAAAGGUCUGCUGUCAAAGCGCAGCUGUCAGUACUGAAAGUGAAACAAGGCUGCACCAGGAGAGCCUGAGGUUUCUACCUCCUUUUAAAAUAGUUAUGAAACAAGAGCAGCAGUCGUACGAAGAGCUGGCUGUAGGUGUGCCUCUAUUCAGGGCCCAGCUGCCCUUGCAACACAGCUGGUCUUGUGGAGCUGAGACCUUGAGCUAGCCAGGCCCCGAUUGAAAUGUCAGCUCCCACAUAAGCUCAGAACAGCAGGGCUGUUGUAGCAAUUACAAGUUCCUAGAAUUGGCAGGGACUCCCAAGGCUCAUCUUGUCCAGCCCCUGCCAUCAAUGUGUGUUAAGUUUUUGGAACACUGAGCAGCAUUUUAAGGAUGCUAGAUUAAUAAGAACAAGUAGUCUUGGGCUGCUGUUGCUUUUACUGUAUUCCAUCCUACUUUUGUGAUUGUAAUUUGUUUUAAACUGUUUUUAACGUUGAUUUUGAAAUUGUUGUAACCCAAGAUUUCUAAUAGAAUAAGAGCACACCCACCAGCAGUAAGAAAAAGUGCUGUUGUGGAACAGUGUUGGCUCAGGGAGACCUUGGUUUGAAUGUAAAAGAGCUCUGCGGGAUCUGACUGAAGAUCCCAUCCAGUCCAACAUCUGGUUUUCUGCAGCGGCCAACCAGCUUGGAAUUCCCACUUUGCUGUUAAACUCACUGUUCUCUGCUACUCUUCACCAGCCACACACCAUACUUUAACCAGCUGUUGCAAGAAUUAAAAACCAACCAACAAACAACCCUUUGGAGAUAACAAAAUGCACAAAUUUGAACUGUAUGCAAUGUACCUUAUGGACAUUUAAAACAAUCGAGAGCUUGUAUAUUGCUUUGAUGGAUCAAACCAAGGCUCAUGCAAUCCAAUAUUCUGUUUUCACCUAAAAAGGGGUGUUAAACUGAUCAUAGCUUGAGAAGGGGAAGGAUCUUGGCUCAGUCGCUGAGCGCCUGUUUUGCAUGCAGACAGGGUCAGGUUCAAUCCUUGGGUACAGCUGUGAAUGUCUGCAGUCUGAAACCUUGGACAGGUGCUGCCAGUUGGUGUAGACAUUACUGAACUAGAUGUACCAAAGGGUUUGACUCCGUAAAGGGUGGCUUCCUGUGUUCCUAUGGUGACCUUUUCCCUAUUCUUUGUAGGCACUUGUCAAAUAUUUAAAUGACCGGGCGAUUCUCAUCCUGCUUUCCUCAUCUGCCUUGGUAAAGGAAAAAGGUAAGAAUAAAAGAUCUGAAGUUUGCUGUGGUUUUAAAAAAUAUAUUCGUAUGUGAUCUUAAUGGAAGAGUCAGAUUUGUAUCUCUUACCAGUCUCCCUCUCUCUCCUCUCUGCAGAUUCUGGCCCGGGUGAAUCUACAUGUCUUCAGGCCUUGUUUUUAAUCUCUUCCCCGAGGCCUAAGUGUUUAACAGGUACUAUCACUUUGCUUGGCCUCGACAGGCUGAAUUCAGGCAGCACAGUGGAACCUCGGUUGUCAAACGUAAUCCGUUCCCGUUUGAUUUCCGAAACGUUCGACAACCGAGGUGCAAUUGCCGGUUGGCAAAUUCCUUUUUAAAAAUGCAGAAAAGUGCCUUGGAAGCCGUUCGACUUCCGAGGUGUGUUUGAAAAUGGAAGCAUUCACUUCCGGGUUGUCGGUGUUUGGGUUAUGAAUUGUUCGACUUCCAAAGCAUUCAACAACCAAGGUUCCACUGUAUUUGAUAGACUCCGCCCCAUGUCACACACAGCCUUGCAUCUCCAGGGACGUCCAAAGAUGCAAACUCUGAUUUCCGCUUCCUUCCAAGCCAGAAUUGAAAAAAGAGAGUUUGGAACGGGUUUCUGAUUCUGGCCUAGGGAGGAAGGGAAUGCAAGCCGUAAUUUGCCAGUUUGGAGGCCCUAGCAAACCAUGGUUAGCACCUAAUAGGAGGCAGAAGGAAACCGUGGGUGGGAUGGGAAGUGGCAGCCCACAGCUUGUCUCCCAAACCAUGGUUUGGAGGACCAUCCAAAUUGGGCGGUAGAAUCUUCUUUCUCCGCCUUUGCAAUGUUUUCAAUUGCACUAUAACUGCAAAGCCAUUGGAUGUCUGCUUGGCCAUGUGGCCAGGGAUAGGGAACCCCAGACCUGGAGGCCAAAUGUGGCCCUCCAUACCUCUUUGAUUGGCCCUCGUGAGUCUUUCAUCCCUAGCCGCACACCCUCUUGAGAGACAUCAUACAGCAGGCCUGCUCUGCACAUUUUCUAAGUACUGGCAUGGCUGGAAUGCCGCCCUGAACUCUGAUAUAAUGCUUCUUGCUUGCCUAGGCUAGAGAGGGGUGUGCGCAAGUGUCUGUGUGUGUGGGGGGGGGAAAUACAAAGAUAAAAUUCACAUUUAUUCUCAUUGCUUUUGUCCCUGCCCCUCUGCCCCCCAGGCAUGUGGCUCUCAGAAGGUUGCAAAGGUCACGCGCAUGCUUGUUUUUCUUGUGAUGGGUGCACGUUGCAUUAAUAGUGUGUUUCUUCUUGGCAGCAAAAGAUUUGAAAUGCGAACACGGGGCAAACAAGAGAUAUUCACAAGUCGCUCUGGUUCUGCCAGGGCUCCGCCAUGCAUUGUUGGAAGCGGCCAAGCACCCCGUCGACAGCGGAGACCCACUCAGCACUUUGGUGAAGCUGCACCUCCAGGAGUUUGCAAAGCUCGAUAAGAAGAAUUUGCGGCCGUCCACCAGCAGCCUCGAUAGCCCGCCCCUCUCCUCUUUCGAUGUGUUCUCGAAGAAGCCUGAGCUUGAAUCUCUUUCCGAAAAGUGUCCCCAAAGCUCUCUCUUCCGCCUGCAGUUUUACCUGUCUCAUCCCCAAAACUAUGCGCUGGAAAUGUCAACGGUUACCGCUUUCCUACAUGGCAAAACUCGGUCUCCCAGAGGCAGCAGCAACUUGCAGGAGGCCGACACUUCUUCAGGUUUGAAUUUGGACUCUUUGGCAUGCGACGAGCCCAUUGGCACGGUUGAAAUGGCCAGGACUCGGCGUGCAGGGCAGCCGGCCCCACAUAGCAAAGAGGCUGAUGUGGAACCCAGUGAGAUGGGAGAGCGGACUUUGGAGCAGCACAAGAGGAAAUCCAGUAGGCUCCUUGUGGCAAAUGCAAGGAAGAAAUUGUCUCCUCCGAAGGAGGUUUCCAGCAAGGAGGACAAAGGAAAGCAGAAAAAAGCCAGAAAGGAAAGUUCGAAUCUCUCCUUGCCAGCUUCCAAAAAUUCAGAAUCGCCUGGCGGUUCUAACGAACCCACCCUUAAAUUAAAAAUUCUUCAGAACCCGCUAAGAAGGAAGAGAGGUGAGUGCACUGUCUUAACCCUAAUACAGAUUUUCUUGCCGGUGAGCACUUUUAAAUGCCAGUACAGUGCUUGGGGUGGCGGUGCAGUUCAAAGCAAUGUGCCUGCCCACAGAGCUACUCUGCUAGAGCCAUUCAGCACCAGAAGUCACGUUAUCCAUGCUGCAAAAACAUGCUGCCUCGAUUCCUGGAAUGUUCUGUCUCCACAUGGCUCCGAAUACUUUUGGAGAGAGAGGUUUGAAAGAGAUUCUUAGCCUCCCAUAGCAGAGUUAGUGCAGUGGUUGAUUGCCUCAAUUAAGCACAUCAAACUCUGUUAGAUUUGGUCUCAUCCACCUUUAAACAAAAUGCUGAGGCUAGAAUAAAUCCCAGACUCUUGGCUUUUCAAAUUGGAAAUCUAAGAUAAGCAGUUGUAUGAAUUUUACCUUUUUAUUAUUUAUUUAUUUCGUAUGCAGUCUUUCCUUUACCUGCAGGCUGUAAAAAUCUGUUUUACCAUGUGGCGGCUAGCUUCUUCCAAAGAGGGAGGGAGAGGGAGAGAGAGAGAGAGAGAGAGGUUGAGGGAGAAGCAAAGGCUGGUGGGAGCACUGGCGGAGGAAGAGGCGUGCGGGGAGAGCGCACCACCCCCAGCUGCGCGAUCCCGGCGUGGUGCCAUCGCGACUGCCCCCUGACCUGCGCUGGGUGCCACGCCCCUUUGGGCAGCACACCAUGCCCCGAAGACGCGCUCCACGCCCCUACAGACACGCGCCAACUGCACCCCGCCUGCUCUCUGCCCCCCCCUUCCAGAGCAUGAAGCUCCAUCACUGGGUGGGAGCCUGCUGAGUCCCACCUAUGGUAACUUGAGCUCGGGGCUCAGGUUAACCCUUUCAUGCACACAAGUGUGAGCCAGUAACUGUAUAAUACAGCAAAUACCAGUUGCUGGAAAUCAGAAGUUUGGAGAGCCUUGUGCCGUGGGUUGCAUCAGCUCUUGGGCAACUCUCCAGAGGUUGCAUAGCAGCAGUGGGUGUGGCCACUCCACACACACACACCCCUUGAUAUACACAGGCACACGGUUCCCUCCUCCCCAUUCAGCUUACUGGUGCAGAUCAGCGCUGAGUCCUGUUUAUGUAUUUAUUGUUUCCUGCUGCUGCAACAAUUAAUUGGGUGUUGUUGUUUUUUUGCCGGGGUGCAGAAAGAAUUGCUUGGAGGGCUCUUUCAGGCCUCCAGACUAGGGGUGCACUGUCACUGCUCUAAACACUCUUGAGACCCAGGGCACUGGAAGGAUGGCCCGUUUUUUCCAUGAAGCUGCUCAGCAACUGAGAUCCUCCGUUUGCAUCAUGAAUGCAUGCAUGCAUUUAUUUCAAGGGUUUAUGUAACACUUAACACGGUAGUCUCUUAACUGGUGUACAGUAAUGGUCAAAAGAUAAAGCAAAGGUAAAUCAGUUAAAAUUAAUCCCCUACACCCCCCCCCCCCAAAAAAAAUCAGAAAACAUACUUAAAAUGCCUGCUGGAGUACAUUCAUACCUUGGGAUAAACGUGCUUCAAGUUAAGUAUUUCCGGGUUGCGCUCCGCGGUGACCCGGAAGUAACGGAGCGGGUUACUUCCGGGUUCCGCCGCGCGCGCAUGCGCAGACAGUCAAGAUGAUGUCACGUGCAUGCGCAGAAGUGGCGACACGCGGAUGCGGGUUGCGUUCGCUUCAGGAUGCGAACGGGGCUCCGGAACGAAUCCCGUUCGCAUCCUGAGGUACCACUGUAUUUAAAAAUGUCUUCAGUAGGUGCUGGAAUUUCAAGAGGGAGGGGGCCUUUCUGCUCUCAGCUGGGAGGGACUUCCAUAGGAUAAAGCCAGUGAUGUUUAAUCCCCCACCCCGGCUCCUGGUGGGUGCAAGCUAUGUGACCGAGCCACAUGGGGCCUGGGAGGCCCUUCUGUGGGUGCCCCUGACACUGGAGGUUAGAUGAGUGGCUGAGCCUCACUGAUGCACCUCCCUCCCAUGGCAGAUCUGCCUGGCACCUUCCUGGGCAUGUUGGGGUCUGAACUGGGCAUCGCCCACAUGCAAAGCAGUUAGGGCUCUUCAUCGAUCUGAGCAUGGGGCAAGUAAUGUUUGAAUUGGGCCAGCAUUCGUGUGGAUCAUAUUGGGCUCUCUGCAAGGAUUUUAUCGCUUCCUUACGCCUUAUUCCUUCUUGACGCUAGAGACCUUUCUUUUCUCGUAGGCGCUGAGGUUUUGUCUGCGGAAUUCGUUCAGCAAAUGCCGUGCGAGUCUGCUGUGAAGGCCGCCCCGUCUUCUGAGAGCCUUGGAGUGGAAGAGAAGAAGUCCCGGGUCUCGAAACAAAAAAAAGACUCCACCGCAGAAAAAGUUUCGAGCGAGAAGAUGAGCACGAGGAACCAAAGUAAGAGGACGGUGCUUGAAACGCAAAAUCGGAAUUAGGAUUAAGAUGACGCUUUGGCUUGGCUUCCCCUUGAAAGGAUGAGCAGCUGGAGGCUGGUGUUUUCCCUCCCGCCCCAAGGACGUUUUUUUCCCUUUGCGUCACCCUCCCCAUGGCAUGGGCAAAGGGCUUUCUAAUGCCUUUGCUUUCUAAUGCCCCCCCCCCCCCCGCAUCCUGGUGGCAUCUUAUGCUCCUGCGCUUGCAUGGACCAAGGCACAAGAGCGGUCCUGCCACACAGGUGAAAGAUGAAGCUGAAGGGCCUUUGCCUUUUAGUUGAGUGUAGCCCAAGAUGACUGACGCUUUUAGUCCUUCCUGGGUUGACAGUUGUAGACCCUACUUCAAAACAGUGAACAAAGGGACCUGGGUCAGGCAGCGACCAAGACGCUGAGUCAGAUGUUGUAAAGUCAAUGGGGCUGAUGACUCUGAGCCUGAUACUAGUCACCGGAGGGCCACUAAACCCCAAGCUGGUGGGCACGAGUCCCAUGGACCACAUCCCAGAGCGCCAGGUCCCAUAGAGACAGAGACAGGACCCCCAUGGGUGUCUCUCUCUGAACCUGUGGAACUGAGUGCCUCCCAACGUGCCAACAGUGCAGGGAGUGCAGGAGAAGGUACCUGCCUGCGGGCCAGAAAGUUGGCCCUUUUAGUUCCUAGAAAGGGAGGUGGGUUUCUUGAAGCACGUGGUUCGUAGUGCUUCCUGGGGGUUCAUCAUCAGGAAAGUGAAGGUGCUCAGGAAACUAUGGCUACCGGAGUUUGAUGGGAUUUCUCUAUAACUACCAUGUUGGCCUGAAUAUAAGCCGCACUUUCCCCCCAAAUUCCAACCAUGAAAAGUUUAAGUGUGGCUUAUAUUUACGGCCUUAGCUAGGAGUGCAGUGAAGCAGCCUCCUCCCCGUGCAUAUUCCCCCGUCCUCUCCCGCCAAGGCUGGGAAGGGAGAGAGAGCGAGGAAGGGAAAAGGCUGCUGGUAACACAGCCCCCCCAUCCCAAGUAUGGAGCCAGGAGCAGUGAGGAAGGGAGCGGCUUAUAUUAGGGUAUUUAUUUAUUUAUUUCCUCCCCCCCUCCAAUUUUAAAGGUGCAGCUUGUCUUUGGGUGUGGCUUAUUUGGGCCAAUACGGUAGCUACAGUCAUGGGGAAAAGAAAGUACAUCUUUUUUGAUUUCUGUGGUUUUACAUAUGGCAUAAUAAAAAUAAUCUGUUUCUUAGGAGUUCCAAGGUUGUAUUUACCUGAUUUAAAGACGUGCUAAGAAACAGAUCAUUGUUAAGAUGUCCUCAUAUGUAAGACCACAGAACUUAAAGAGGGUGUACUUUCUUUUUCCCAUAACUGUAUAACUUUAUCUGUAACUAAUUGAAUUGGUCUGUAACUAACUAUAACAACAGCUAGAGAGAGAGCCUUUUAAAAUCCUACCUUUCCUCCUAAGAGCAACAUACAAGGCUCUCUUCUCCCUCUCUGGCCACUUUGUCCUUACAAUGACCCUGCGAGGAAGGUUCAUGACUGAACAGGGAUUGGGAAUGUUAGCACGAAACCACAAGUGCUGCACCAUAUUGGCUCUCAAAAAACCAGUAGCCUUUAAUGGUGCUUUUUCGUAAGGGUGGAACUGUCUUAGCAGCCCGCUCUGAAACUUGCUCCUUUUCUUACGCAGUGAAGAGGAAAAGUUCCCAUCAGCGGGAGGACGAAUUCCCUCCGGCUAGCGAUGAGAACGAUCCUUCGAGCGAGAGAAGCCCGGCCCAGGAUGCUUGCCCAUCUCCCAAAGUGCUCAACUGCGACUCCCACGCCUUGAACCUGUUGGCCGACCUGGCACUAAGCUCCAACUCCCCGCUGCUCAGCAACAGCAGUGGAGCCUCCUUGCCCCCCAGCCCCUCCCGGGAGCGCCGCCGCUUGCACAAAGGGAAACAUUCGGACAAGUCUUCGGAUCACGAAUAUCACAGAGUGACGAAGAAGCUGAAAACAGCUUCCUUCUCUGGCAAGAUGGGCCCAGAGUCUGAUUUGUCUCCUGAGCAAAGUGGUGAGGGCAGAGAGUCUCCUUCCAGCUCUCAUGAAAACAACCCCGCGAGUUCCAGCAAAAGGCGGGCUGCGAAACCCAGUUUGGCGACACCUCCAAGGGAGACGGGUUAUCUUUCGGAUUCGAGCAUUCACUCCUUGAUUUCUUCUGAGCACUCGUACGCCUCCCCGGUGUCUGAGUCUUGCAAGAAGGGGGCCCCGGGCACCAAGAACGGUGUGAAGAAUGCCAGGCUGGGGCCUUUAGUUGGAAAAGUCAUGCCUUUCCGGCACCAGCAGAGGAUCUGCCACCCUCACAAGCAGUUGAGGGGCUACAUACCAUUCACGCGCUCUGCCGUCAUGGCCGCGAGGUUGAAGGAAGACUUCUCCAAGUCCCAUAAAGUGACCUUUUGCGACAAAACUGUCAAAGUGACUUUCCAGUGGGAGGCAGACUACCCGCCCAACUUAGAUAGCAAAUACACUAAUAAUAUCUUAGAGAGAACAGUAGUUCGAGCUGUACACGGGUAAGUAAUUCCCAGCUUUGGAAAGAUACUCAUUGUAUGAAAUGCAUUCAAGCCACAAGUAAGAUAAAUAAAAUCAUAACUAAAAAGGUAAAGGACCCAUGACAGCAAAGUCCAGUCACAGAUGACUCUGGGGUUGCGAUGCUCAUCUCGCUUUUCAGGCCGAGGGAGCCGGCAUUUGUCUGCAGACAGUUUUUCCUGGUCACGUGGCCAACAUGACUAAGCCGCUUCUGGUGCAACCAGAGCAGCACACGGAAAUGCUAUUUACCUUCCCGCCGGAGUGGUACCUAUUUAUCUACUUGCACUUUGGGGGGGCAUGCUUUCAAACUGCUAGGUUGGCAGGAGCUGGGACCAAGCAACGGGAGCUCACCCCAUCGUGGGGAUUCGAACUGCCGACCUUCUGAUCGGCAAGCCCAAGAGGCUCAGUGGUUUAGACCACAGCGCCACCCGUGUCCCUUCAUAACUAGGUAGAAUUAAAAGCCUGGCAAUAGUGGUGAGAAUGCAGAUAGGAGCUGGGUGAUCUCUCCAGGAUCAUGAACCGUGGCCCAGAGAACAAGGGCAUUUGGAGGCUGGCCUUUCAAUGCCUUGGGCAGAUCGUAGGGGCCUUCUGGCAGGUUCUUGGGGCCAACGAGCCAUUAUAUAGCUAUAUAGGCAACUCUCCACUCAUGUGGUGGUUAUGGUCCAGGGAUAGUGUGUAAGGCCAAAAUCACAUAUAGUCAAAACAUAUAUAUUUGCCAAGUAUGUAAAGCUGAAUGUGCACAGGUUAAAUGAGCAUAAGUUGUGAGUUACAUCUGUGUGUGUACAACCUCUUCUUGAGAAGCGCAGAGCCUUAAAUGGACAGGAAUCUGGUCAUUUGGUUGCCUCUCUGCUGAGUUGAGAAGGGCACAGUCCACAGUACACCAGGGUACACAGUACACUUGCGACAUCAUCUGAUGGGCAGGAAGUUGGGGUUAAAUCCUCAGUUUGGCUGUGUACCCGUUCCCUGCUUGGAACAGACACGAACAGCCAACACAGGAUAUAACCCCUGCUAAUCAGCUGAUAAACAGGGGGUCCUGUUCUGAUUCAGGAAGGGAUUUGGGUCAAAAGCCCUGGCAAAGUGGCCCAAGGCAGUGCCUUGCAAGGUGAUUUGAAGUCUCCCCACUUAGGGACUUAAAAGCACCUUGCUCCUGAAGUCAGGUGGUUGAUGGGAGGAUAGCCUUGCCCACCUGUCAAAUUUUGCCUACAAGCUUGAUCCUGAUAAGGAGCUGACCUGUGGAGCCAAAAUGGGUUGCCACCUGUACACUGCAUUGAUAGGGUCUGUGCGUCCCAGCCAAGCUCAUGGGCUGCUUUCAGGAUCUUCCCUAGCAGGACAUUGAGAGCAACAGGAAUAGAUGGAGAGUGUCUGUCAGGAGACAUUGCCCCAGAGAACACCUUGCUCCAGGCAGCCUCUCUAGUAGGAGAAGAUGACAGUCUCUGGGAUCAUAGAAUCAUAGAACUGUGGAGUGGGAUCCCAAGGGUCAUCUAGUCCAACCCCCUGCCAUAUAGGGAAACUCAACUAAAGCAUCCAUGACAGAUGACCAUCUGACCUCUGCUUAAAAACCUCCAAGGAAGGAGAGUCUACCACCUCCUGAGGUUGUCUGAUCCACAGUCAAACAGCUUUUACUGCCCUAUAGUAUCAUAAUAAUAAUAAAUUAACAUUUCUGUACCAUCCUACAGUAGCUUUAUGCAUCCCCAGGUGAAAAGUGUCCAGUAGUUUGAUCAUUUUUUUUGGACAAAGUAAUAACCAUAAAUAAAUAAGAAUUAAAAUGUGCACCCCACCACCGAGACCAUUCCAUUGUAACUAUCCAACCUCCCAGAAUUUCAGCACCUCUUGCGAUGGUUUGACCCCUUUCCGUUUUAACAGUACAAAUUUUACAAAUAGCCCUUUAGAUAUUUGAAGAUGGCUCUCAUGUCUCCUCUCAGCCUCUCUUUUCCAGGCUAAGCAUACCCAGCUCCUUCAACCAUUCCUCAUAAGGCUUGGCUUCUAGACCCUUGAUCAUCUUUGUUGCCCUCUGCACACAUUGCAGCCUGUCAACAUCCUUCUUCAAUUGUUUAUGCAGGAUAUGCAGGACCCAAGCCGUGUAAAGACAAAAAUGAUGUGAUUUCACCCAGUCAGGUAGAGAGCCUUAAAAUAAAAGUUCUCAAGAAUUAAGUCUGCAUUUCCUUUUUCUGUAGGCCCUGGGACACCCGCUUGUUGGAUGAUUCAGAUGAAAUGAUGCGCAUCCUGCAUAUGUGGGUGGCGCUGUUUUAUAACAAGCCGUUCAGAUCCCCUACAAUAAGGAACGUGGUCGAACACCGCAACCCUCCCAAAUUCGUCUCACUGAGAAGCAUCGUGGAUGCCUUUGAAGUCAUCGACGACGAUUGCGAGGGGUCGUACAGUUUGGAGAAAUGCCCCGCGGACUCUCUAUCCGAUGAUAACCGGACGCCCAGAGAAGCAGACGAGAGGGCGGUUUCUUCCUCGGAGAAGCCCCUCUCCUGUAAUGAACUGUCCUCUACGAAUUGCAUUGAUGAGGCUCCCAUCGUUAUCCCUGAUGACCCCAGUGAUCUGCCUUUGGAGGAGGAGGAGGAAGAGUCCCAUGUUGCUGCCAGCAAACCUAAAGAGAAGGUUAAUCCUUCUGACAAAGUAAGAAAGACUUCGGUAGAUCAGCUCAGGCCAGAUGUCAGUGUUGGGCACGAGGCAGACGCUGAGUGCCAGGAGCCUGGCUGGUACACUUGGCACCAUUUAGCAGUGAGGGGCUCAGAGCUACAGCUGGGCAUAGCUACAUCUAUAAAACCAUAUGGGUAAUUUAACUUCAAAGCCUGGAACCUCUUGCAGUUUUUGAGAACUGCCUUAUAGCGACUCGGACCACUGGUCCAUUUGACUCAGUAUUACGCCGAGUUAACUACACUGACUGGCAAUGAUUCUCAAGCGUUUCAGACAUGAGCCUCUAUGCCCUGUCUGCAGAUGCCAGGGAUUCAAGCUGGGUUCUGUUUGCCUAGUGAGUGUUCUGCUACUGAGUUACAGCCCUGAUUUACCCAAUUUUCACUCAUGAAUGAGACUUGAGGUUGAGUCGAGAACCUGGAAGUUCCUCACCCAUGAUUGAUUGGAUUGAUUUGAUUUAUAUACCGCCCUCGAUCAUAAGAUCUCAGGGCGGUUCACAGAAUAAAAUGUACAGAGGUUCCUAAUAGACAUUUUUAUUGAUAGCCACGUGUCAACAUGUCCUCCAUGAUACCUUGGAAACUAUCUACAGUGGUACCUUGGGUCUCAAACUUAAUCCGUUCCAGAAGUCUGUUCGACUCCCAAAACCGUUCGAAAACCAGUGCUCGACUUCCGAUUGGCUGCAGGAGCUUCAUGCACUCAAACAGUAGCUGCGUUGGAUGUUCGGCUUCCGAAAAACGUUCACAAACUGGAACACUUACUUCCGGGUUUGCGGCAUUUGGGAGCGGAAUUGUUCGACAGCUAAGCCGUUCGAGAACCAACGUACCACUGUACGGAAAUUAAAGGGAAUUCGGCUUCAAAUGUAAGAAAAGCCCUGCCAAUUUCCCUUUAAUUUCCAUAGACAGCUCCCAUCAAUUUUUUCUCUUGUUGCUGUUAGUAGUAUGACAGUAGCCUCUACGGCAAAUUGUGUUGUAAAGCCCAUAGAGCAUGAUGUCCUUCCCCAGUGAACUUGGAACAACCAGCGGAGAUAGAAAGCCAACAUAAUACUUACUUAUUAAAUAACUGGGAUUAAAGAACCGUCUUGGUUCAGGGAGGAGGUCUGGAGAACAACCUGGGAAAUGGAAAAACCUCAUUUUUUGGGGCCCUAUUUAGCUGUUGGACAGUGUUAUAGAGCCGGCUGCCAUAACCUGUGACAAACACAGUGAUUCGAACUCUGCCCUUUGUGCUAACCAGAUUGAAUGGUGAAAACAAGGGAAGAUUGAUGCCUAGGCCACGAGGCAUGGCUAGCAGAGACUGUGCUUUGAUUUGUGACAAGUUGUGGCAGCUUAUUCUUGAAGCAGCACAGUGGGGUAAACCUUGAAGGAGCUCGAAAGGUAGGAGGGCCGAGGCUUUCUCAACUCCAGGCAGCGUGUGUUGGUAAACGUUUGCACCAUGCUGUGAUUUUGUUUUUUACUGCUCUAGGAUAGUUUGCAGAUUUAAAAAGCUAUGGAGAUUAAUUUUUUACUUUUUGCCUUUCUGUCUCUCUGAAUUUUUGAAACUUGGAAUUUUUAUUUCAGGUGGCUGUGGAGAAACCUGAUGAAGAACUCCCACCGGAUCCUGCCCUCUCCGCAGAGAGCCAGAGCAGAAACUUGACAGAUGAGCAUACCGAAGGGCGUUCGAGGCCUCAGGAGCGUGGAACUGAUGCGGAGGCAACUGCGAGUGUCGACUUAGCUGAGGUUUCCCAAAGCGAUGCUGCUUCCAAAGAUGCGGAAGUCCUGGAUAAUUCAGCCAACAAACAGCCUAGUGCAAACACGAUGGCCGGUGGCGUUUCUGCAGAGAAGAUUUCUGAAUUAAAGGCUUCCUCUCCUUCUGCAGGGGAGAAGGAGGACAGCCCACAGAGCGGGGGCGCCGUGUUGCUACGUCCUGCUGAAAUAGGCUGGUUAGAAGCAGACAGUGAUUGUGGGGAAGUCAACAAACUGUGUAGAGAGGGGAGGGGGUCACAGGAUCUCCCCGUAGAUGAGGAAGAUAUAGAAGGAGAGAGCACAGGGUGGGAAUCAAUUGAACUUGCUCUUUCGGACAGCAACGAUACUGACUCAGAGCCCCGAGAUAUGGACUUGGACCAAGAGAACAAAGAAGAGGAAGGCUGUGCAAUAGAAGACAGAGAAGCUGCCAGGGCCUCUACAUCCCCAGUCACUUUUCCACCAUCACCAGCCACAGUUUCCGAGCAUCAGGCAGAAUCACCUGGUACCCAAGAAGACUUUGUACUAUCAACCCCUAAUUCUGCAUCUCUAGACCCAACAGAUGCGGUUAAGGGUUUCUGCCUUUCAGAGGAAGAUAGAGAGGACAAUCUGUUUGAUUCCCUUCCAUUAAGGACUAGCCCUGUAAAUCAAAUAACCCACGAUGAAGUAGCCCAGUCUCCAGAGACAGAAGACGCCGUUGAAUUAGCCAAACAUCCCAUGUCUCCAAACCAAAUGGAUGUGGCUGAAAGCACCCGUAGGUCCCAGGAAGAUAACAAAACCAACCUAGAAGAUUCAGCUUCUGCACAAGCUGCUGGAUUAAAGGAUAUGGCAACUCGAGAAUCUGUAGAGAGCCGAGAUUCUAUUGUACUGGCAAACAGCCCCAAAUUUCAAAACCCAGUCGGUUCGGAUGAUACUUCCUUUGGUUCCACGGAAGAGAAAGGAAUGAAUCUGGCUGAUUCAGUUUCACCGGAGGCGAUUCCUAUCCAUCAAACAAGUCCUGAUGAUGUAAUGGAAUUGCCAACUACCCAGGAAGACUCUGCGGAAUCAACCAAACAUCACAUAUCCCUAAAUCAAAUGGAUUUGAUUGAAGACAUUUCCCAGGAAGAGGGUAACCUGACUGACCCAAGUCCGCUGCAAACUUGUGGACCGUGCCAAGUGCAUAGCAGCCCAUCAGUUCAAGGGGAAUCCACAGGGAAACAAGAAAAUUCUGCUUUAUCAGCUCCAAAUCUUGCACCUGAAAAAGAAACAGACUUGGUCGCGGGUUCCUGUGUUUCGCCGGAAGAGGAUGGAAUCCACAUGGCUGAUGUGGUUAAGUUGCAGGUUAGUCCUGUCUAUCAAGUAAUAUCUGAUGAAGAGGAAGACUUGCCGGGGAACCAAGAGCACUCAGCUGAAAAUAGCACACUCACAAAGCAAACGUGUUCAGCUGAGGAUUCCUGCAUCCCUGAGGAAAAGAAAGCCCUCCACCUGGUAGGUGUGGCUCCAUUGCAAGUGAAUGAACUGCGGUGCAACAUAGCAACUCAAGAGGAACGGAAGGCCAGGCAGACAACAGAACAACUUGGCAAUUCUCAGGGCCAGAGCUGGCAUUUGGAUAAUAAAGAAUUGGACACCAGUACUGACAAUCAAAAGUGUGGCAUUAACAGUGAGGACAUUGAAGUCUCUCCUGUGCCCCGAGAAUCGGCAUCUGAUGAUGAUAAGCUAAGCCAAGCUGUAGUUACUGUGCCUGAAGACAUCAGGUCCUUUCUCUAUGAGUUGAUAGACACUGUGAGUGGCAUGACGGCCGUGAGCAAAGAAACCGCCUUUGCGAAAGAGAAUCCAGCCUUAAACUGGAUUAGUUCCGUCACCCUUGAGUGUGUGACCCCUCCUGAGAGUGAUGAAGAGAGUUAUGCCACUGACAAGCUUGCCCAUUAUGACCCCAAAUGGGCGAUGACAGGUGACUCUUUAGCGCAGCCUAGUAACAAGAGAGACUCUCACAUGGCUGUACAAAGAUACGGGUGGUAUCAUUCAGCACUGCAGGGAAGCAUAAGUUCCGGUCAGGUGGAUGUGGCUGAAAGGAAGUCUCAUCAAGAGACAGGAGCUGCUACGGACACCCUUGAAAGUUCUUGCUGUCCAGAGUGGGAAGACACGGGCACAAGAAGUCCAGAACGCCAGUUCCCCUUGAUCCAAGCAGCUGCGUUGUGUGGGGUUGACCCAGGACAAGUUAGUUCGGAAGCAUCCAUGUUUGAGGACCAGCUCAGGAAGGCAGGCAGAGAAAUGCUGCCCUUUGUGCCGUCAGUGCGUCCUACGGAAUGUUUAUCCGAAGAAUCUGGGUCAUCUGCACAUAAAGACACACAUGAUCUGUAUGAAAACCCGGUGGAGAAUCUGGAGGACCCUGAAGAUGCUCCGGCCGGUGAAAGACCCAUGCCAUUUGUCGGAGCUACGGGCGUGAAUAUAAAUUGGGAAAAUAAAUGUGUUUCUGCGGACGGUGUCCCAGAACUUUGCGGAGAUGUCCAUCACAGAGGUCAGCCUGAGAUACCGUCUACAAGAUCUGCUGCCUCGCCAGAUGCCAUGGAAAUGAGUUGCGCCAGUGAUUUGAGCUGUGAGAACGAGCUUCACAAGGGUGAAGGCUGGAUGUAUCUGGAAAACAAGGUGACGGUGCCUGAUGUUGAGGCUGAGACUAUCCAGUAUGACUGGCUGUCCUCAUUCCGGGAAGGCGAUAGGCCCGUGCUGCCUUCUCCCGAAGAGUCGGGACCUCUAAAGGACUAUUUAAACUUUACUAUAACCAAGAAGCACCAAGAAAAAAACAGAAGCUUUCAGUCUUCCAAGAGGCGUAGCCCUUUUUUCGGAGAGCAGGAAUGGAAAAACUUCUCCGAUAGGGCUUGGAGGGUUCUGAACGACCCCAUUCAGAGCACUUUAGAUAUGGAGUGUUUGCGUUUCCACGAUAAGCUAAAACAUACCCUAAAGAAACCACAACCUCCUACCUCUGGCGAAGGUACUCCGGAGCGCUUGCUUCAGGUAACGGCAGAGACGUUGCCAUCGAGAAAGGUCCCUGAAGCUCCUGAGCUCAGUGUGCCACCCAGGAGCCGAAGCCCGCUUCUGAUAACUAUUUUGAAUCGGGGCCCGAGGCACGGUGCCCCACACAGCACCCCCAGGAGCAGACACAGCGACCCUUUUGAACCUCCUCCCCCGUUUGCUUCUGCCCAGGAAUCAGUGAGCAAUGCUGCUAGAACGAAAGGUCAAGGACAAGGGCCAGCCGCUCCUUUCCACCUCAAUAAGUUAACGUACAAUAAUGAGCUAAAGGAUUCCCGUGGAGACAUAUCGGUCAUCAUGGACGAGUUUGCCGAAUUGAGCAGGUUGAUGACGCAGGGCGACAGGCAGGCGAGUUUCGCGGCCAGAGAGCCAAAUCCUACCUCAGAAGAUGCUCUGGAGAAAAGGGGUCCCUCCUUGCCUCAGAGGACGACAUCCUACGAGCACCUCUUCACUGAACUCUGCAGCACACUACAUUUCAAGCUGAAAACGGUUGCCCAGGAAGCUUGCAAAAAGCCUUAUGCAUUCUACCUGGUGGAAACGGGCGACAGUCCUUUCUUUGGGAGACUAAAGGUAAGAUGUUUCACAUUUCGUUUUAUUAAUUUUUUUAAUUAUUGGUUUCCCACAAAUUUUUGCACACACCAACAAACAAACAAACAAACAAAAAUACUAACCUUAUUAAGACUAAUCUAAUUAACAUUGUUAAGCGACUUCCUCGUGUCCCCUUGGUUGAAUUUCAGUGUAUAUCAUUGUAAAGGUUUUCCAAAACCUAUAUUCUCAUAAAGUUAACUUAAUCACUUAACAUCUUUCUUACUUUCCUGAUCUAAAUUUCAACAUAUUAAUUUAUCACAUUACAUAUUAAAAUCCUAAGCCUAUCUGGUAUUUGCAAGCUUUUCCAGUCAAUUUAACUUAACAAAGAUGUUUCACAUUUUAAAUAUUGCACCAGGUUUUAGGCGUUGGAGAAAUCGGCAACGGGCGACGACUGCCCAGUGUGGAUGGAACGCUUGCUCUCGGCUACACUGUAGUUUGCAAAUCGGGAACCGGGCCCCUGUCUUGCACAUCCCUUAUCUCAGCCUGGGUUUCCAGCUCCCUUCCCUUAACAUAGGGAGCUCCCUUGCACUGAGUCAGAUGGUUGGUUCAUUUAGCCCACUGUUGUUGACUUGCAGUGGCUUUUCAGGGGUUCUGAAACCCGGGGGCUUCCUCAUGUAAAGCAAAUACCCUGACCCUGGCCUUUCCAGCGUUGUUGGUGUGGAAUGAUUCUAACCGGGGUUCCCCUCUGAACCGGGGUAUGCAAACCAGCUUCCAUCCCUGCUCAGGAGGGGAACCUUGGUUAGUGUUUGCGCAUGCUGAACAGUAAUACAUGAUUACACUGGGUGGCAGGGUGUGGGUGUGUGUGGCAGGAGGGAAAGAGGGAGGAUCACAGAUUCCAGAGGCAGGCCCAGGUUUCCACACCACAAUGUCCAGGGUGCCAGCACUGGAGUUUAAUGUUGAAAAUGGCAGCACCAGUGAGGGUGCCCCGGUAUCCCCUACUGAGGACCAGCCUCUAAAGGGCACCAUGUUGACAAAGGCUGGUCUGCUUCAUGGUGCAUCUCCUCUUUGCUGAUGGAGGUUUGGGCUAGGUGGCUUUUGAGGUCCCUUCUGGCUCUGAUUCUCUGGGUGUUCAGUCAUUCUGGGGCUCUAGCAUUAAAAAAACAAAAAACCCAAACCUACUCUCGGCUGUCCAUGUCCCCCUCCUCCCUUUGCUUUCGUUUAAAAAAGGAACAUCAUAUUUAAUGUGCAGGACUUGAUUGUAUGGAAAGUGCUUUUGGGUGGGAUUCUGCUGCAGUUAACAGCCUUGGGCGAAUCUCCCAUUUCAAGAGAGGAGAACAGGACAACAGAAGUGUGAUAUUAGCAGAAUAGUGUUGGACUCUGACCUGGGAGACCAGGAUUCAAAUCCCCACUUCAGCCAUGAAGCUCGCUGGGUGACCUUGAGUUGCUCCCUGUCUCUCAGCCUAUCCUACCUCACAGGGUGGUUGUGAGAAUAAAUGGGGGAGGGGAGAGAAAACCAUGCAGACCACCUUGAGCUCCUUGGAGGAAAAGCUGACAUAUAAAUGGAACAAACAAAUAGCAAUGAACACGAUGGAUUUUGUUUGUACUGGAUUAGAGGACUCGUCUCUGUCCCUUACCUGCAGAAUUAUCCUGAAUUUCUGUUGCUGCUUGAAGACGCAGAAAAACUCUGGUUUUGUUUUCAUUUUUGCUUUUAACUGUGAAAGCAGCCAUUCUGGUUUUGGUGAUGGGUUUUUUUAAACGUUAUGUUUCAGAACUCGCUGAAAAAAGGGAGUCAUGUGGAAAUGAAGCCUCUGCAUUUUUGUAAGACAAGCCACCCCGAGGGAGACAGACUGAUGGUCAUCAUUAGGAACGAGGACAUAUACCCACACAUAUAUAAAGUAGGUUCAAAAGUGCCUUUCCUGUGUGGCACAGGAAAAACAGCUUCCGGAUAUUAAAACCUGGUUCUCUUCCCUCGCACUGCCAAAUGCUUCUAACGUUCCCCCUCCCUGGUGAUUCAGUGCUUUACAAAACAUGGGAAGCUGCCUUUGUAUAGGCAGACUUUCGGUUCAUCAAGCACAGUUUGUCUACACUGACUGGCAGCACCUUUCCAGGGUUUUGCACAGAGGACCCUCUGGGCUGUAUCUGGAGAGGCCAGGAAUUGGACCUGGGUUCAGUUCUGCAUGCAGAGCAGACCCUCCGCCACCAGUAUGACGUUCGGUUCACGAUACCGGUUCCCAGCCGUCGCCAGCACUGGGCGUAGCAUUCGACUUCCUGCUAAUUUUGAACCGCAGCCUUCACUGAGGCAAGUUUCCAGUCCCUGUGAGGUUGUGAAAGAGAAGCUUGCUUACAGUGCAGUAAGCAUUCUGCAACUUUGCUCGAUCAUACAGGUGGCAGGAUUCCCCUCUGCGUCACCCUAAAUUUGGAAGGCUGAACAAGUUUUAGCAGGGAAUACACAGGCCUGAUUGCUAUAUGUUGUGGGUAGGAGUUCCUGUUUCUGUGUGUGCCUUCCUCCCAAAGUCUGAGAAGGGUCAGAUCCAGUGGCGGAGAGCAGGCGGGGGCGUGGCUGGCGCACGUCCUGGGGGUGUGGCGUGGCGUGCCGCCUGCGGGGGUGGGGGGAAGCCGUGAUGGCACCCACUGAGAUUGCGCUGCCAGGGGUGGUGUGCUCCCCCCGCACCCCUCGUCCUCUGCCAGUGGUCAGAUCUCCUGCUUGUGCACCCGGUGCCACCCUCUGCCCACCCGAGGGAAAUGUAACCGAUGGACCAGUGCUGAACCCGAAAAAACAUUUGUCUCCUGGGCAGAUCCCGUCCUUGCUGAGGCUAAAGCGCUUUCCCAGCGUGACCUUUGUGGGAGUGGACAGCCCUGAGGACAUCUUUGACCACACGUAUCAGGAGCUGUUCCACAACGGGGGCUUCGUGGUGUCUGACGACAAAGUGCUCGAGGCGAUGACAGUAGGUGAGAUGUUGCGCCCAGUGUGCCAGUUCCGGAAAAGCACAGCUUUCUGGAGGUGGUGUGUCUUUGGAAAUGGUGCACAGGGAUUGUUUCCUGUGAUUGAAUGUUGUGGCAGUAUAAAUAGAAGCAAACCUCCCUGCGAGCAUGUCAGGGAGAAUAUGUCUCCUCGUAUUAAAUAUUUGUCUUCCGCUCGUAUCUCCCUUAGAUGUGGCCUGGUGCAUCUCCCAGUAGUAUGGUGCUUUGCAGUGCUAUGUAUGAAGUCCUAAACAGUUUGGUACCAAAUACCUGAAAGAGCAUCUCACCCGAUACCAGCCACCUUGGGCCCUGCAAUCAGGAUGGAAGCCCCGAUGCUGGCCGUGCUGCUGUGCAUCGCCCUCCCGGGGUUGACCCACGACAGGGCCUUCUCAGUGGUAGUUCCCUGCUUGUGGAACACCUUCCCUGCCGAGGUGUCUCGCUCAUUAUUAACAUUUUGGAGGGACCUUAAAACGUUCACCCCGAUAUUUAAUGGCUGAAAUACUGUUCCUUGGCACCUUUGAAAUUAUUAACCUUUAAGGAUACGUGACUUAUUCCCCCCCCCCAUUUAUUAAUUUCUUCAGGGGGGUUUUUUCCUUCAAGGGAUGGGAUGGCUUUGCUGUUUUGUGGGCUCCUUUGAGAGGAAGGGUGGGGUAAAAAUCCAAUAAUACGGAGGAUGAUUCAGUGAACGGCGACAGUGGCAAUAUUGAUGGCUUAGGACCGGCAGCCUUAAUAACCGGGGCUCCCCAGCUGUUACCAUGUGACAGCGGAGACGGAACUCUAGGCAGCCAAACUUCGUAGUUUUCACUGUCCUGUUGUGCUGAUGCUCUUCCUGCAGGGGAGCUUAAGGACGCUGUCAAAACCUUGGAGAAGCUCAACUGCAGCCACGGGAGAUGGAGCUGGCUCCUUCACUACAAAGAGACCAAGAGACUCCGAGAGGACGCCAGGUGAGGACGACUCUGGCACUGACUAAAUCCCUUCUCCCUGCUAAAUCCCUGCAGAGUCCUCGUUCCCCCGCCUGCCGGGAUGCCUUUGCUACCCCCCCCCCUUGCCCAUGCAAGCAUGUAUUCAUUUCCUUACUCCCUAUAUUUACAGACUGCCCAGUUUCAAGCUCUCAGGUAACAACAAAGACCGUUUAAAACCGCAGUUUACUGAAAUGAUCAAAUAAAUUGAUUGAGGCCUUGGAUGCAGACACUGGGGAUAUCCUUCCUCCCCUAUGCACGCAGCCAGGCCCUGAUCCGUCAGUGCUUCCAUGUGCCUUCCCUCCUCCUGAGUAGCUUCCGUGGACAGUUCAGCAGCUGCCUUGAAGUUCCUGCCUGGCUCUCUGUCUCCUCUGCUGCUGUGGCUCCGUACAUCUGAGGUCCAGCCAGGAACCCAGGCAGUGGCCAUGGGGGCCUCUAGUCUGGGGUCAGGGGUGUCUGGCUCUGCUGCACUGGAGAUCCACUUGAGGAUCCUGCUUUCUUUUGUUGCUCCUUAGGAGGAGGUCUGAACCUGGACAGAACUGGUCUCUGGUUUGAGGACAUUACCUAACCACGUUUCCCCUGAACGCUGCUUCCAAUCACAUGCCUGCAGUGGGCUUCUUGGCCUGAGAAAGAGAUCCACUGGGUCCCAAAAGCCUGCAAGCCCAACUCUCUCUGCAGUGUAACACUCCCUUGCAUGUGCCCUGCUUCGCCCUGCUGCUGGCUAAAUGAAAAGUAUUCGGUUCCUCUGAAUUUCAGCACAUGGAACUCCCAUAGGAUAUGCCUGCAUUCUUAUUCAUUUAUAUAAUGUCGUUAGCUCAAGAAGCAACUCUCUGGGCAGCAUCCUGCAUUGCAGGGGCUUGGACUGGAUGACCCUUGGUGUCUGUUCCCAUUCUACAAUUCUACAAUUCUGUGAAUAAGAGGUGUGCUUUUGGGGCACAGUCCCAAACUCAAAGCUGUUUGGGACCAAACUCCCUUGACGUUUUGUUCUCCUGCAGGAAGGACCCUGCAGCUCACGCCAAGGAGAUGCUCCUGAAAUCCUGCCAGGGUUCCAACAUCGCCGAAGUUCUCCACUACCAUCAGUGCGAUUCCAAGUCUUCCCCGAGAUCUGAGCAUCUGAAUUGCUUGCUGAACUUGCAGGUUCAGCACAUCAGCAGGAGAUUUGCCGUGUUCCUCACAGGUAGGGAGAUCUUGCCAUAUCCUGGCUGUGGGGGCACUUCUCAUGUGGAUAUCUUCUUCUCUCCCCCACCCCCGCAAAAAAACCCCCCACAUUUUCAGGGCAGUGUGAAAAAGGAUGUGCAGACAAGCAGCCUUUGUGGGUCCUGGCCCUGCUGAGAGGGGCUUUCCACUGCCUUGAGCUUUUCCAGAAUUUCCAGAGGUUUAGAGUAUUUCUGAAUGGCAGAGCAGCCAAUGAGACCAUAAUGGGAUCGUUAGGAAAUGGGAUCGUUAGGAAAGGGGUUGAAAACAAAAGUGUCGGUAUCAUAAUGGGAUUGUGCAAAUCUGGGAGUUGUAGUCCAAAAGCAGCUGGAGAGCACUAUGUUUGCUUUCCUGAUAGAGAUCUGGUCUUAAGGCACACAUGGGCAUUUUGGGUUCCUGCUUCCCAGCUGGGACGCACCCCUUCUCUGUUACUGCCGAUUGACCAGAGAUAUUGCUUUAAGACAGGGGUGUCAAACUCAAAUUCAUCGGGGGCCGCAUCAGCAGUUUGGUCACCCUCAAAGGGCCAGUUGUAUCUGUAGGACUUUAUCAAAGUUAUUUUUCCUUAGGCACUGGUGUGUGUUGUCUUGAACCUAUACACUAUUUAAUACACCUAUUCCAGUACGAUUUUCAAUAAGAAUAGAAGAAGAAAUAAUAAUGAUUUUUUAAAAAGAUGACGAGAUGGGCUUCCAGGCAGACUGGAGCUCCAAUGGGGAGGAGACAGGAGCCUGUCCCAACAGAGCAGAGCAGAAGCAAAUGUUGCCUCCCCCCGCCCUGCCGCCGCACUCAGGAGUCGGAGGAUACGGAGCUGCAGUUUGGACAGCAGCAGUUUCUUCCUUGCAAGGGAGCCCCAGCGGCACUGCAGGCGCGGGUGGCCAGGAUGUCCUGCUGGGGCCCCGAGCUGCUGCAGUUGUUCACGGGGAGGGGGCUAUCCGCCAAGUCCUCCAGCCCGGAGAAAGCCGAUGUGUUGGCGUGGGGAGGGGGGCGGUGUUUCGUAGCCAGGCUCCCGCAGCCAAGUUGCUGGCAGGCUCCCACUUUGCUCCAGCUGCCCAGAUGCCGGCGCGGUCCUCUUCGGGGUGGGAGGUGCCCCUGCUUUGCAGUGUGGCACACCGCCCGCCCGCCCGGCUCCCUCCACCCCACUCAGCGCAGCUGAACCGGCAGCAGCUUCGCCUCUCCCAGCCCAGCCGGGGCGCGCCGCCUGCGGCAAGACAUGCGCCGGGUCCCCGUUCUUCACUCGCCUCCGCCGUUCCCUUCCCCGCCUGCCGGCCCCACUACUUACCCACCAGGGCGACCCCCAGCCAGCCCCGCCGCCCGCGCCCCGGGCCAUCUCCUCGCCAGCUGCAGCGCCACAGUGGCCUCUUCUUGCGGCCCGAGCGAGUGGCGUCCCAAGCGUGGCUCUCGCUCCCUGCCCUCGCUGCCAGCCUCCGCGGCUCUCAGGCUCCAAAAGUUGCCGCGCGCGCGACCCGCCACCUCGAGCAGCUGCGCCUGGGAGGCUCCGAGGGGCGGAGGCAGCCAGUUCCAAGCUCUGCUUCGCGGGACCGCCUCCUCCGCAGCGAGCCCCGGCCUGGACCGAGCGAGCAGAAAGCCUCUUUGCCCUGCCCGCAAGGCAGGCGAAAGUUGCAGGACCGGCCGGUAGGCAGUGCCGACGGGGCGCGUCUGUUGGAGCCCUGUCUGCAAGCAGGCAGGGAAGGCUGUUCGCGUGGGUCACUUUUUAGAAAGGCAGAGAGCCUCCGCCGGAGUGCAGACCCUAAAAUCUGGGUCGGGACCAGUAAAAAGGACGAGAAGCUCGCUUCCUCGCCCUUGAUGCCACGGGCCACAUGACGAGGGCUGGCGGGCCAGAUUCGGCCCACGGACCUUGUGUUUGACACCCAUGCUUUAAGAGGAGUUUCACAAGGCCAAAACUGAUCAAGCAUUUCCCCCAACCAACUCCAUCCCCACAUACCCAGAGUUGACCGAGCUCCCUGGAAUUAUCUUGUUGGGAAGCCAUCUCACGGCGUUGUAUAUUUUGCAGAGGUAGCAGCAGUAACAUCUUUUUUCAUUUGCUCCUUAUAGAGAAACCCAGCGCCAGCCGAGAGGCCAUGGAGAAUAAGGGGAUCCUGGUGCUGGAUGUAAAUACUUUCGUUGCGACGGCUGAAAGUUUGGCAGCACCGUUUAGAAGUGGCUGUUGGUAAGCGGGAAGCCCCGGGGUCGUUUUUUGUACUGGGGAGCAGCGCAAAUGGAGAAAACUGGAAGGCUUGCUAGCACCAGCCUUAGAAGGCGGGCGGAUUUCAAGAGUGGCAGGCGUUGUGAGCGCUCCCUAUUCUGCCCCUCUCCUCGCUUUUUUUUUAGACCGGGGGGUUGGAACUGCUUUCAACCAAAGUCCACAGUCCCUUCUGGGCACUGAAUGGGGUGGGCGGGGCCAAAUGCAAAAGUGGGAGGAGCAAGAGGGAUGAUCACUUUAGGGACACUUUGCAGCCAGACCAAAAUGCUUUGGGAUGUGCAAAGCGUGGGCUGGGGAUAAAGAGCCUGUAUUGGGGAUGAGUCAUAGGAUCACAGAGCUGGAAGGAGUUCUGAGGGCCAGAUGAAGAAGUUUGAAGAGUCCGCAUUUGACCCCUGGGUCUGAGCACAGGGUUUUAGAGCAAUAUUGCUUACAUGAGUUGGUACAAUGCCCCAGAGUGAUGAAUCAGGAAGGCCCCGGUUCAAACCCCACCUCUGCCUUGAACUCCAAAGGGGGCCCUGAAAGCACCCCCCUCCCUCUGCUCCUCCCCAUAGUUGCAAUUUGAGGUUGAUAAAAUACUGAGUUCCCUUACAUUGGAAGGAUUAUAGGGGAGGGGGCAACCUUAGGAGUCAGCAGAUAUCGUUGCUCUCACAGCAUCCUUAUUGAACAUGAAGAAGAAGUUUGGAUUUGAUAUCCCACUUUAUCACUACCCAAAGGAGUCUCAAAGCGGCUAACAUUCUCCUUUCCCUUCCUCCCCCACAACAAACACUCUGUGGGGUGAGUGGGGCUGAGAGACUUCAAAGAAGUGGGACUAGCCCAAGGUCACCCAGCAGCUGCAUGUGGAGGAGUGGAGACUCGAACCCGGUUCACCAGGUUACGAGUCUACCACUCUUAACCACUACACCACACUGGCUCUGGGAACUAGAAUCUCAGCAUCUGGUUGCUCACCCCACCUCAAGAAAGUGCAUGCAUGUGAAAUGCUUUGAGCACUAAAGCACCAUAAAAAUACUAAAAAUAUCGUCCUUGUUUCUGAUGCCGCACUGCGAACAGAACGGUUGAAGGGCUCCACCUGGUGGUCUGUGAAAGACCUGCACCCACAGCCCAGUUUUUUUCUGCCUCUCUUGUGUCUCCAGCCCAGGUGCAUCUUCAUUACUUUUUCCAUUCUGUGGGGCCUCCUCCAAAGAGCUCAGUUCAGCAUACAUGAUUAGCCCCUGCUGUUUUAUUCUUGCAGCAGCUAUGGGAGAGAAGGGGGCUGGCCGAAUGUCAGCCAGUGAUCUCCUGGAUUGACGGAUAUUUGAACCUGGAUCUGACAUCCACUUCAUCUGCUUGUGGAUGUUUUGAUGAUUAGAACACCUGCAGUAUACGCAUAUGAAUUACCGUGUUUUUCGCUCUAUAGGACGCACCAGACCAUAGGACGCGCCUUGUUUUAGAGGGGGAGAACAAGAAAAAAAACCUCCCCCUCUCUGCUCAGCGCCCCUUCAGCGUAGCGGCAGGAGAAACGGAGCCCCUUCUAUUUCUCCUCCCGCUUGGCUGAAGAGGCGCUGCGCAGCUCUCCCUCUCUGCUGAAGCCGGGAGAGUCUUGCUCUCCCAGCUUCAGCAAAAGGAACCCAAAGCCUUCGGAGCGUAGCGUGAGUUCCUGCUGCACUCCGCAGGCUUCAGAUUCCUUUCACUGAAGCCAGGAGAGUCUAUCCCUGAAGCCUGGAGAGCGAGGGGUCGGUGCGCACUGACCCCUCUCGCUCUCCAGGCUUCAGCGAAAGCAAUGCAAAGCCUCCGGAGCACGGAGGGAGAGCUCCCUCUGCGCUUUGGAAGCUUCGCAUUGCUAUCGCUGAAGCCAAGGAGCCUGCAUUUGCUCCAUAAGAUGCACACACAUUUCCCCUUAAUUUUUGGAGGGGGAAAAGUGCAUCCUAUAGAGCAAAAAAUACAGUAGGUUUCAACCAAGGUUUCCCAAACUUGGGUCUCCAGCUGUUUUUGGACUAUAGUUCCCUUCAUCCCUGCUAGUUAGGGAUGAUGGGAACUGUAGUCCAAAAACAGCACAAGUUUGGGAAACCCUGAUUUAAAAUAAGGCAGUGGGCUGGUUGUGAUGGAAACUUUCGUCUGGAGGGCCAGUUUCCCCAUCCCUGCUGGAGAUGUUGAGUUGAAAGGGGAAAUGUCUGUGCAACAGGAGACACCUCAAGGACACCAGCAAGCAAGACUCUGACCAUUGAGAUGCUGCUGGAAACAAAAAUACUGUUUGAACUCAGACCAAAAGUAUACUGUAUUAUUCUCCCCCUAAUUCAAGAGGAUGUUGAAUUAUGGCAGACUGUGCCUUUUGUGUAAUAACAUCUCCUCCCUGCUCCGUAUCAGUUUGCCAUUUUGAAAUACACAGCAGCAUCAAGAGUGGUCCUUACUGUGAUGUGUGUCCCUUUAUUUUAGGUAA
Podarcis lilfordi (Lilford's wall lizard) is the source of this 32658-nucleotide messenger RNA. Lineage: Eukaryota; Metazoa; Chordata; Lepidosauria; Squamata; Lacertidae. The record is from the annotation of a GenBank genome assembly.